AUGAAUAAACGCUCCUUUACCCCACCAUCGAAUUGGGCGCAGCUUUUCGCGCGCCUGGAGGAUUAUCGAAAACACUUAAAGGCCCCGGUUGACACGAUGGGGUGCCACCGCCUCCGCGACGAGACUGCGCCAAAGGAGGUUCAGCGCUUCCACACGUUAGUGGCGCUCAUGCUCAGUGCACAAACAAAGGACGUUGUGACCGCGGCUGCGAUGGAUACGCUCAUCAAGCGCGAACUGACUGUGCAGUCGGUUCACGCGAUGACGGAGACAGAACUGGAUAAGCACAUCUGCAAAGUUGGGUUUCACAAUACGAAGGCGAGGAACAUCAAGGAAGUUGCCGCGAUUCUCAUGAAAAACUACGAUGGAAAGGUACCGCGAGAGUACGCAGAGCUGAUUGCACUGCCCGGCGUCGGCCCGAAAAUGGCAAACCUGUUUUUCCAAGACGCCGAUCACCGUGUUAUUGGCAUUGGCGUCGAUACACAUGUGCACCGAAUCUCGCAGCGUUAUCGGUGGGUACCAAGCACCGUGAAGACGCCGGAGGACACGCGCAAGGCGCUGGAGUCGUGGUUGCCUCGGGAGCACUGGGGAACCAUUAAUUCUCUCAUGGUGGGUCUCGGCCAAACAGUAUGCACCCCACUCCGCCCGAAGUGUGACAUCUGUGAGCUUAGCGACAUUUGCCCGAACGCGUUCAAGGAGAGACGGCAAAAGCGCCUCCGUGCAAAAGCGCCCCUCAUGGAGAAAGAGGAGCCUGUGUCGCACAGGAAGCGGAGAUGA
Messenger RNA from Leishmania major strain Friedlin, 774 nucleotides. Its product is annotated as putative endonuclease III. The transcript has a single exon. The coding region runs from base 1 to 774 and encodes 257 amino acids. Gene Ontology annotation, cellular component: nucleus. Lineage: Eukaryota; Euglenozoa; Kinetoplastea; Trypanosomatida; Trypanosomatidae. The record is from RefSeq and is a predicted model, not a curated record. Gene Ontology annotation, molecular function: oxidized pyrimidine nucleobase lesion DNA N-glycosylase activity; DNA-(apurinic or apyrimidinic site) endonuclease activity; DNA binding. Gene Ontology annotation, biological process: base-excision repair; base-excision repair, AP site formation; nucleotide-excision repair.